AUGAAAUUUGUAAUAUUUCUUUUGAUUCUAAUUCCUAUUACCUCCCCCUACAACAUUCUAGUCUUCUGCCCACUAUUCGGUCACAGUCACUCCACAUUUUUCGGGCGGUUAGCAGAUAUUCUGACAGAAGCGGGACACAAUGUUACCAUGUUCACACCGACUAUUGUCGAUGAGUUCCGCAAUUUUUCGUAUACCAAAUUGACAAAGGAUGUGGUGUAUUUGGAUCCAAGCCCAAAACUAAAAGCAAUCGGAGACUUGAUCGCUGGAAACGGGCGGUAUUGGAGUCAAGAAUUUUCUCUCCUUGAAAUUCCCCAAUCUUCUCGAUUCUUCCAAUCAGUUGCUAACGAGCAACACAAUGUUCUCUCUGAAAAUCUUCCCCUUCUUGAUAAGUUGAAGAAGAAAAAUUUUGAUCUGAUUCUAUUUGAGACCAUUUUUACCUGCGCGAUACCUCUAAUGGAUUAUCUAGAAAUCAAGGCGUUCGCUGUGGCGCAGUCGAUUGCUUUCGAGUCAUCAAACCUCCUUACCCCAUCAUCUGACCGUAUGAGUCUUUACGAGAGACUUCUCAAUACAGUAACCCAAACCCUCCAAACUUUCUAUAAAUUUUCUCCAGAAUACUAUACCUCCUAUAGUAACCCAGAAGAGAGAGUUUAUCCAUUGCUACGACUCCCCGAUGCAUCUUUUGUAUUCACCAACUCCAAUCCUUAUCUAGACUUCCCACGUGCCACGAUUGCGAAAAAUAUUCAAAUCGGAGGGAUCUCGGUGUCAAUGGAGACAGGGAAGGUAGAAAAAGAAUGGGAUCACAUUUUGAAUUUACGAAACAAGAAUGUUCUAAUUUCUUUCGGAUCAGUGACUCUAUCAAAGGACAUGACAUUCGAGUCAAAACUCUCCUUGGCACGAGCAAUGAAACAAUUCCCUGACGUAACAUUUAUAUGGAAAUAUGAAGACAGUGAUACCGAUAAGUUUGCAGAGGGGAUUCAGAAUAUACACUUUUCGAAAUGGGUCCCACAGAGGGAGCUUCUGACCGACGCGCGUCUAUCCGCUUUCAUGACUCAUGGAGGUCUGGGAAGUGUUAAUGAAGUUAGCUAUAUGGGCAAGCCUUCUAUAAUGUGUCCAAUAAUGGGGGAUCAAAUGAGAAAUGCGAAAAUGUUGGUGAGACACAAUGGAUCGAUUGAGAUAUCUAAAUAUGACUUAGGAAAUAGUGAGCUGGUGGAGGAGGUGAUAAGGAAGAUUCUUUAUGAUGAAAGUUACAAAAUAGCUGCUCAACGGUUAUCUGAUCACUUGAGGAAUCAACCGAUCUCUCCAAAAGAACUAUUUCUGAAGCAUACCGAGUUUGCUGCCAGAUUUGGAAAAUUGCCGUCGUUGGAUCCAUAUUCUCGACGAAUGGGAUUUCUGGAAUAUUUUAUGAUUGAUUUAGUUCUCAUGGUUACUAUUAUGGUGGUUAUUUUGAGUAUUUUCUUGUAUUUUUUAUUGAAAAUCAACUUCUCGAUGACUUCAUUGAAAAUCAAGUAUUUUAUCAAGAGUUUCCUUAGAACCAGUCGACGUUCCCAAUACAAACUGCAGUUGUAUAUUAAUAAAGAGCCAACAGUCUCAAUCAAAGGGUCUGAAAUAUACUUUGAUUUUAAAGUGACAUCCGAUAAAACGAAGGAUGGAUUGAGAGUAUACAAAGAGUGUCUGAUGGAUGAGAAGUUUGACACAUUCUGGAUUUACUCGGAAGACUUGUUAGAUAGCUGGAUGAAAGUGGUCAAAACUGUAAUAGAGAUUUUCAAGUUUAUAGGGCACAGUGUUAUCUUUGAUGUCGACCAAUUUCCAACUAGAAACAAGUCGAUUAUUGAUUUUAUAAAGUCUCAAACUCCUUCGAUUGAUUCCUGCGAGUUCCAUGGAAACCCUGAAACGGACGAAGACGUUGAGUACUUCUUUCAAAAUAUUAUCGUAACUGAGUUUGUGGGGAUACUUCUAGAACUUAGUGAUCAUUUCAAGUUUCCACAAAUCAACUUUCUAGACAUUUGUACUCUUAAUCCUGCAAACUGGUUAUCAUUUAAUCAGUUACUUCACUUCAAUGGUUCUCAUUUGUGCAUCCAAGGUUCUCCAUUAACAAACCAUGAACUGAACCAAUUUUUAAUUCUUUGGAUGACGUCUCAAUGUCAUCAGAAUCUGAGAUUUCUUACAAUAAACAUCAAUGAUCCUGAAUCACUCGAAACCAUUUUUAAUUUACCGUUCGAGAAAAUGAAUCCUGAUGUUGAACGAAUCGGCAGACUACCGAACAACGACACUAUUUCAUUGAAAGGGGGCAUCGAUAUCAAGAGAAACGACGCGAUGACUGGAACGAUUCAUUUCGAUCAGAGACUGGAUAAAAUGUUUCUGCAAAUGAUGGUUUCUCGGAUUGAAUGA
This is a messenger RNA of Caenorhabditis remanei, 2388 nucleotides long. RefSeq lists its product as uncharacterized. Bases 1 to 2388 code for a protein of 795 amino acids. The record is from RefSeq and is a predicted model, not a curated record. Lineage: Eukaryota; Metazoa; Nematoda; Chromadorea; Rhabditida; Rhabditidae. Gene Ontology annotation, molecular function: UDP-glycosyltransferase activity. The transcript has 10 exons.